Messenger RNA from Cokeromyces recurvatus, 312 nucleotides. RefSeq names its product transmembrane proteins 14C-domain-containing protein. The coding region runs from base 1 to 312 and encodes 103 amino acids. The record is from RefSeq and is a predicted model, not a curated record. Gene Ontology annotation, cellular component: membrane. The transcript has 2 exons. Lineage: Eukaryota; Fungi; Mucoromycota; Mucoromycetes; Mucorales; Mucoraceae.
AUGUCACACCAUCCCAGUUAUGUUAUGACAGCAUUAUGUACCGCAGGAGGAAUUGCUGGCUAUGCACGCUCACGCUCAGUCCCUUCCCUUGUCGCAGGUGUUGGUGUAGGAGCAAUGUAUGGUGUUGCAAGUUAUUUGAUAAAAGAAAAUAAAUAUUAUGGACAUGAAACAGGAGUAGCAGCAUCCGUUAUCUUGGCAAGUAGCAUGGUUCCAAAGGCCAUUCGAUCUAGAAAACCUAUCCCUGUAACUUUUGCAGUUUGUUCUGUAGCAACUGGUCUAUAUUAUAGUAAAAAAAUAAUUGAAUAUUGGUAA